CUGAAUCCAUCCCUGACGAUUCCAAUUUAUUAAGAUUCACUCUCGCAUUUCGUCAAACACCUUCCCUGCAAUUUCUAUUCACCAACAGUGGUAUCCCACUCGUACAUCUUCUUUUACACCCACUCCAUUCUUAUCACUAUUCAACCCAAUUUACACCUUCAUUUGCAUGAUUGGAUAAUAAUAUUAAGAAGCUGAGGUAUUGAUUGAUGCCAAGUGUGAGUAAGUGAGUAUCCAAUGAAUAAGGAUUCGGCGUCGUUUCGUAAUUCGGGUGCAUACUCGAGCCCGGGUACACCGGAGGAUUACGGUGAUAACAACAAGGGUUGGUGUUCAGAGAGGGUACCUUUGCCAGACCAGUCUAUUUAUAGUAAGCAGAGGCGUACUAGUGUAAAUGUAUUGAUGCCAUAUAAUAAUGGGAGGACAAUGCCUUCUAAGUGGGAGGAUGCUGAGAGGUGGAUUACGAGUCCGGUUUCGGGUUCGGGAAUUUGUAAGGCUUUGCCGCAGCCGCCCCAGAGGCGGCCCAAGUCGAAGAGUGGACCGUUGGGUGUGACUCCUGGGGGGGAUGCAUACUUUUCUGGCUAUUCGCCCGGUUUUCCCUUGAUUGAAGGUGGGAGAAUGAAUGGGAUUUUCGCUGGUUCGCCGCUUACGACGGGUGUUUUGGUGCCGAAUGGGUAUUCGUUUCAUCAUGGUGGAAUUGAUGAGAAUGGGGAUUCAUCGGUUGUGUUUAUCGACUCUUCAUAUCCUGAUUCUCAAGAUGAAAAGAGUGAUGGGCGCAAUGUUAGUCGUGUUGUAUCAAGGCGAGAUAUGGCUACCCAAAUGAGCCCAGUGGGCAGCCCAGAGUCCUCUCCAAAAGGAAGGCUGCUGCUGUCCACCUCACCUCCACCGCCGGUAGAGCGUAACAGCCACGUUUCUGCUGGAGUGGAAGUCAGGGAUGUCCAGGUGGACAAAAGAGUCACCAUGACAAAGCAGCCGAAAAGACAUACAAAGAAAAUGGAAAAGAACGGGUCAACCGAAGUCAAGGACCUCGCUUUGACUUGGAGUCCUACUACAGAAGGAGCAAUGGAAUUGUCAAAGCUCGAGAAAGAGGAAGCAAGGAUCACUGCUUGGGAGAAUCUGCAGAAUGCAAAAGCAGAGGCAUCAAUCCGAAAACUCGAGAUGAAACUAGAAAAGAAGAAAUCAGAAUCAAUGGACAAAAUCAUGAACAAGCUAAAAAUUGCUCAAAUGAAAGCCCAAGAAAUGAGAAAAUCUCUGUCGGCAAAUCAGGCUCCCAGAACCCACCACAAGGUCAUGUUCUUACGCAGAUAUCCGAAGAUUUCUCUCACCCGCUGCUUUGUUCCCAGCACCCUGAAAUCAGAUAAGUCGGAAGUGGAAAACUCAAGAGAAGAGUGACAAGGUGUGGUUAGUAUCUAUGGUACAGCUUAUGCUUCACUAAAAAAAUGGAGUAUAAGCAUGUUGAUGAUAGCUAGCAUCUUCAUGCAAUUUUGGGAAUGAGUGGUUAGUAUCAAGAUAUGAGUAGUGCAUUCCAAGGGCUAAUGGACUAUAACCAAAAGGGUACUUGUUAUCAAUUCUCAACUAUUUUUGAACAAGUAAAUAGAUUGUACCAAUUCUGACCUCUAUUCAUAAAAUGCCUCCCCUCUAAAUUUUUAGAACAAAA
Messenger RNA from Helianthus annuus (common sunflower), 1651 nucleotides. RefSeq lists its product as uncharacterized. The transcript is spliced from 6 exons. Bases 235 to 1386 code for a protein of 383 amino acids. Lineage: Eukaryota; Viridiplantae; Streptophyta; Magnoliopsida; Asterales; Asteraceae. The record is from RefSeq and is a predicted model, not a curated record.